Aspergillus alliaceus is the source of this 1094-nucleotide messenger RNA. Its product is annotated as GNAT family N-acetyltransferase. Bases 119 to 844 code for a protein of 241 amino acids. The record is from RefSeq and is a predicted model, not a curated record. Gene Ontology annotation, molecular function: protein-N-terminal-alanine acetyltransferase activity; protein N-terminal-serine acetyltransferase activity. NCBI's taxonomy places the organism in Eukaryota, Fungi, Ascomycota, Eurotiomycetes, Eurotiales, Aspergillaceae. The transcript has a single exon.
CAUAGGAUACGAUCGACACUUAAAUAGAAUGGACAGAAUCUUGUCCCAUCCACACCCUUCCUGCUAUUCUCACACCGAACUGGCUAUUAAAAUUGCCCAUUUGACUUAAAUAUAGACCAUGUCGCCUCCGCUGGGCCCUCCCGUCUCACAACCAACAGCGCUCAGGCCGUCCGCUGUGGUACUUGAAGGACGUACUGUCCGCUUGCUCCAUCUUAGCCCUGAACAUGCAGAUCAACUUUUCCUCCUUGUCGGAGGAAAUGACGAGACCAAAGCCGCGCUCUGGACGUACAUGAUGGAUGGUCCGUGGAGUGACAUUGAGACGUUCCGCGCAGCAGUAACCGCCAAAUCGAUGUCUACCGAUCCAUUCUUCUUUGCCAUCCAAGAUUCUUCGAGUGGUCGUGUUGUGGGGCAGCUAUCGCUCAUGAGCAUCGUUCCGGGGCAGCUGAGGGUGGAGAUUGGUAGCGUGCUUUACUCCCCAGCUCUUCAACGCUCUACGGGUGCAACUGAAGCGGUUUAUCUUCUGCUACAGUAUGUCUUUGAGUCUCUCGGUUAUCGCCGUGUAGAAUGGAAGUGUAAUGCCUUGAAUCGGGCAUCUCAGAGCGCAGCGGUGAGACUUGGAUUCACAUUUGAAGGCGUUUUCCGACAGCACAUGGUUGUGAAGGGCAGGAGUAGAGAUACGGCUUGGUACUCAAUCCUACAGGAGGAAUGGGAGCAAAAGCACAUCAAGGAGUCUCUGGAACUCUGGCUCCAAGAGAGCAAUUUCGAUCUUGAGGGGAGGCAGAGGAAAGGGUUGGCGGAGAUCAGGAAGGAGCUUGAGCAUCACACCCGGCACAGUGAUUUAUAAGACUCUUCCGGCUGAUGGCCAACGCCCUAAGUGAUCUCUGCUAUGCACGAACUACGGAUGACGGAGAGUGUAUUUUGUCACCACCUUCAACCCUUCUGAAUAGCUUCAGAAAUGACCUUUAAACUCAUGUGAGUAGGGCUAAUUUUGCCGCAUGAUCAGAUCUAGGUUGAUAAUAUCCCCUUCUCGCUAUUCCUGGCUUCCACUGAGCGGGGUGGAAAGGUCUCGGCCAUGAAAGAUGGCGUAUAUAUAU